Messenger RNA from Musa acuminata AAA Group (dessert banana), 1930 nucleotides. RefSeq names its product transcription factor TEOSINTE BRANCHED 1-like. The record is from RefSeq and is a predicted model, not a curated record. NCBI's taxonomy places the organism in Eukaryota, Viridiplantae, Streptophyta, Magnoliopsida, Zingiberales, Musaceae. The coding region runs from base 144 to 1139 and encodes 331 amino acids. Gene Ontology annotation, biological process: regulation of secondary shoot formation. Gene Ontology annotation, cellular component: nucleus. Gene Ontology annotation, molecular function: DNA-binding transcription factor activity; sequence-specific DNA binding. The transcript is spliced from 2 exons.
GGGGUUCUACAGGAUCAUGCUGUGGAGCUCCUUCAAGGUAAGGUACUGAGAUCUGUCUUCCUCGAUCCCAUUCUUUCACGUUGGGUUGCAUUGUCUGCCCUAUCUCAGCACUUGCUUGUCUGAGACCACUUCAUUCCAAGCACAUGAUGUUACCUUUCCCUCACUGCUCAAACCCCUUAGAGAAGCCUUUCGGUAAGCAACUCGAGCUCAACCCUCUUCCUCCUCCAAACAACCCCUACUUCCCGAUCUUUGCUUCCGACGGCCUUCCCCUUCCUCUCGGUGCUGUGACAGGCGCAGUUCCUUUACCCUCUCCCCCAUCUCUUCCUCCUGUCGAUAAUUCUUUGGCUACUGCUUCACCAUUGAUGAGGAAGAAACGCAGUGGAAGCUUUACCCGUAAAAGAUCGUGGAGAAAUGAUAGGAACAGCAAGAUACUCACCGCAAAGGGACCAAGAGAUCGUCGAAUACGGCUCUCCAAUGAGGUGGCCCGCAAGUUCUUUGAUCUCCAGGACAUGCUCGGCUUCGACCAGGGCAGCAAGACAGUGCAAUGGCUCUUCAACAUGUCCAAACACGCCAUCCAAGAACUCACCGCCAUCUCCGAUCCCCAACUCGGUGGCCUUGGCAUCCAAAGACCAGCGUCCUUCACUCUAGGGUUGGAGAAAUCGACCAUGGAAUCCGACUCCCAAGGCAAGCCGACGACCAAAUUGGUCACUGCCACGUCAGUCAAGAAUUCCAAGAACGAGAAGCAAUUGAUCAAGCCCUCAGGGAAUGCCGGGUCUAAUCUGAUGCGCGUCCGGGAGUCGAGGGCCAAAGCAAGGGCAAGAGCAAGGGAGAGGACAACAGAGAAGAGAAGAAUGUGGUUAUUGUCCUCAACAAUUGCAUCUCAUGCCACCAGCAACGAAGGUUCACAUUUGCUCAACUUGAGUUCUUCCUUGUUAGGAUCCAUAGCUGAAAUGGAAGCGAGACAACGUUCUUCCUCUCACACACAGCGCAUUAGGUUAUCCGAUCAUAGAAACUACGAGUUCCCAGCACAAGAUGGACCCUGCCUGAUCCCAAUUUUUGGCUAUUCCGAGAAGAUUGCAGACCGCAAUGACAUGGAUAACAUCCUUCAAGAUCAAUCAAACAUGGAAAGAAUGCCCUAAGCUGAUCUCUUGUUCCUCGGGAGGCCAUCAUCUCCAACAACACAUUUGUAUGACUCGUUAGUUUGCAAAGGAGACUAGUAGAGCAUUGGCAAAAGCAUCCAACUUCAGAUAGAACCAGUGAAGAACAACAAUAAGAAGAAGAGUUAUACCAGGAAUUAGGGUACUGAAUCCAGCAGUGGAAAUGGAUAUAUAUAUACAUCCUACAUUUGUUCGGCAGGGCUGUCGGAUUCCAAGAGCAGACUCUACGAUACGCAAACCAGAAAGGAGAUAGAAAGAAGAAGCUUUCCCUGGUCAUUCGGAUCCAUCUUGCAAGUUGUAGCCGCAGGAAACAGCUUUGGGUUUUCCUGCACUGCAGUCGAGAUCUUUAACUCUUGCGGGAAACCCUCGAGAAUUAAUGUACUGUAAAGUAGGGUUUGGGAGGCAACAAUGCCCAGCUAUCGUGAUUCAAGAACAAGAAACUAAUGAUGAACUUUGUGUGCAGUACCGCUCAUCUGUCCUUGAGCCAGCGGUGGAGGUCGGGGAGGGGGGGUGGCGGUAGCUGUUCUUGUUGGGUUGUAUUAAUGUGAAGAGAAGAGAAGAGAAACCCCAGUGGUCGUCGUCGCUCGAAAGGUUGAUAAUGCACGCCGACCUGCGCAUGUACCUCUCGGCGUUGUGUCGAUCGCGCCACCUGCCUGCGGAGGAGUUGUACGUACGUAGCAGUACUAAGGCCACUGUUAGCGAUGUAGUAUUAUUGUUUGUGGCAGACGAGAAACGAAAAAGAUUCACCGUGAGAAGAUAUAUUGCCGUCAUAA